Phytophthora sojae is the source of this 906-nucleotide messenger RNA. RefSeq lists its product as hypothetical. Bases 1 to 906 code for a protein of 301 amino acids. The record is from RefSeq and is a predicted model, not a curated record. Gene Ontology annotation, cellular component: membrane; Golgi apparatus. Gene Ontology annotation, biological process: transport. Lineage: Eukaryota; Oomycota; Peronosporomycetes; Peronosporales; Peronosporaceae. The transcript is spliced from 4 exons.
AUGUAUGGGGCACUGGACGUGUACUUUUUGGCGCUGCUGAACCACUACCGCCAGAGCGUUGUGGGGACCCACUACUUCCUGCUCGUAGUGCUGCUACUUGCAACUGGCGAAUCGGUUGCGUGGUUUGUGACGUAUAAGCUGCUGAACGACUCGGGUAUGCCGGUGUGCUGCCCCUACCCGGACUUGGUGCUUUUUUCCACUCUCGUGAAGGUGAUGGCAGGUAUGGUGGCACGCAUCGCUACCACCCUUGUGAGCUUGGGCUACGGAAUUGUGCGGAUGCAAAUAUCGUGGCCAGAGGUUUUCGUGGUUUCUGGUCUCGGAGUUUGCUACUUUAUCGCAGUGGGGGCACUGGAAGUGAGUCACCUUGUCAAUCAGUCGGAUGGGGAGGUGCAACCCCCUGCUGUUUGGGAAGCUCUCGUUAUUAUGACGAACGCUUGCUUCGGGGGGUGGAUUUUCUUGUCACUCGAGUUAACCCGCAAGAACCUAGCAGCCUUUGGCCAGACAGCGAAACUGCAGAUGUAUACCUCACUGAAUCGGAUCCUCGUUGCUUAUGUGGUGUUGUCCUUCAUUUUGAUGGCAAUUGAGGGGGCUGUCUAUUCAGGCGCAGUAUGGGUGCCGUGGCCGUAUAUGUGGGUGAUAUGGGCGGCUACUCGCCUGCUCUUUUUCGGAAUUUUGAUGGUAGUGGUUUACCUGUGGCGGCCGACACAACACGGUCUGCUGUAUGCCCGGAUGGACCAACUACCAAGUCGUGAGCCGGUCACACCGUCUUCAAUUGCUCAGGGGAUCGAAUUGACGCAGCGCGUGGCAUCCGCUGCGGAUGAUGAAAGCUCACCCUCAGCGAAGGCUUCGCCGGUCAAAGCGGGAUCCACCACUAGCUCACGUGACUCUACUGUCGAGUCCCUGUGA